Solanum tuberosum (potato) is the source of this 867-nucleotide messenger RNA. RefSeq names its product major intrinsic protein 1-like protein (gene MIP1). Gene Ontology annotation, cellular component: membrane. Gene Ontology annotation, biological process: transmembrane transport. Gene Ontology annotation, molecular function: channel activity. Lineage: Eukaryota; Viridiplantae; Streptophyta; Magnoliopsida; Solanales; Solanaceae. The record is from RefSeq and is marked provisional.
AUGGCAGAGAACAAAGAAGAAGAUGUUAAUCUUGGAGCAAACAAGUACAGAGAGACUCAGCCAUUGGGGACAGCUGCUCAAACAGACAAGGAUUACAAGGAGCCACCACCAGCUCCUCUGUUUGAACCAGGGGAAUUGUCAUCGUGGUCUUUUUACAGAGCUGGAAUUGCUGAGUUUAUGGCUACUUUCUUGUUCUUGUACAUAACUAUCUUGACUGUUAUGGGACUUAAAAGGUCUGAUAGUUUGUGUUCUUCUGUGGGUAUUCAAGGAGUUGCUUGGGCUUUUGGUGGUAUGAUCUUUGCUUUGGUUUACUGUACUGCUGGUAUCUCAGGAGGACACAUUAAUCCAGCUGUGACAUUUGGUCUGUUCUUGGCAAGGAAACUGUCUUUAACAAGGGCAGUGUUCUAUAUAGUGAUGCAGUGCCUUGGUGCCAUCUGUGGUGCUGGUGUUGUGAAGGGUUUCAUGGUUGGACCCUAUGAGAGACUUCAGGGUGGUGCUAAUUUUGUUAGUCCUGGCUACACCAAAGGUGAUGGACUUGGUGCUGAGAUUAUUGGCACUUUUGUCCUUGUCUACACUGUUUUCUCUGCCACUGAUGCCAAAAGAAGUGCUAGAGAUUCACAUGUUCCUAUUUUGGCACCUCUUCCAAUUGGAUUCGCGGUGUUCUUGGUUCAUUUGGCCACCAUCCCAAUCACCGGAACUGGCAUCAACCCUGCCAGGAGUCUUGGAGCUGCUAUCAUCUACAACAAAGACCAGGCAUGGGAUGACCACUGGAUCUUCUGGGUUGGACCAUUCAUUGGAGCAGCUCUUGCUGCAGUUUACCAUCAGAUAAUCAUCAGAGCUAUUCCAUUCAAGAGCAGCAGGUCUUGA